UCAUCAUUACGACGGAGGAGGAGCAAGAAAAUGGCCGACAAUUGGACGCAGAGUGUUGCUUGCCGAUACUUCAAGAAUGGCGCUUGUCGCGAAGGAAAUAACUGUCGGUACCGGCACGUGCAAGCGACUAGAAAUGAAGCUAGUAUCAAUGAGGCAGUGGCAACGUCGACCAAUGGUCCUACCUACAUCAUGACUUGUCGCUUCUUCAAACAGGGCAUGUGUAAAUUUGGCAAUCAAUGCCGUUUCCGUCAUAGUUCAGAUACCGAAAAUGAAGCUACGCAAACCAACGCAAUAGAAAAUUCUGCCUCGAGUCAACCUACAACAAAUUCUUUGAGAAAUAAAAAAGCUGAUAAACGCAAUGCUGAAGAAUGGGUGAAAGCACCUGAGUUUAUACCUACAGCUGUGCCUCCUGUAGCUGGAUCAUCUACAGAUGGAACGUCUACUUCAGGAACAUCUACAAGCACAUCAAUGGCAGUUUCGUAUGCUCAAGCUGUUAAUCCAUCUGGUCAAGCUUCAAACCCUGCCUUAGAACCUCUGUGUCCAUAUGAAGAAGCGGGUGGAGUUUGUAGGAAUAUAAACUGCACAUAUCUUCACGGCCAUACUUGCGAAUUAUGUAGCCGUGCAGUUCUUCACCCAUAUAAUGAAGAAUUGAGGAAAAAACAUACAAAUGCAUGCGUAAAGCAGCACGAAGCAGAUAUGGAGUUAUCCUUCGCCAUUCAGCGUAGCAAAGAAAAAUCCUGUGGCGUUUGUUUCGAGACAAUAAUGGAGAAAUCCUCACGAGAACAGAGGUUUGGUAUAUUGCCAAAUUGUAACCAUUGCUUCUGCCUAUCUUGCAUCAGGAAGUGGCGUCAGGCUAAACAGUUUGACAACAAAAUCAUAAGAGCAUGUCCAGAAUGUCGUAUUCCCUCGGACUUUGUUUGUCCUAGUAUGUAUUGGGUAGACACAAAGGAAGAAAAGGAAAAGUUGAUAAGAGAUUAUAAAGGCGCUUUAAGUACCAAGGACUGCAAGUACUUCAAUAAGGGUCGUGGCAAGUGUCCGUUCGGUAAUAAAUGUUUCUAUCUACACGCACUUCCCGACGGAACCAAGAAAGACGUGGGUCCACCUGUUCGACAAAGGCGCAACACCGCUGAUCCCGACAUGGACCUAUUACAUCAACUGAUCUUGUGGGAUUUCCUCGAUGAAAGGGACGAUCGUUGGAUGUAUCUCGAUUUAGAAGAUAUUCCUUUCUUCUCAGAUUCUGACGAAUCUGAUUGGUCCGAUUAUGAGCUGUCGUUCGAUUAGACAGGCAAGCCUAGUCGAUCGACGCAAAACUGCCUUGAUACUACUGUUAUAAAGACCAUUGCUUACUCUGUUGCUACAUCGAUACCCACUUCCUUUACUAUUCACGCGCGGAUUUAGCAACUAAGAAAAUUAUUAGAUAAUUAGCAAAUAAUUUGAGUGAUUAUAAUUUGAAGACGUUCUAGCGCUACGUAGAAGAAAAAAAAAAUACACAAAAAAAAAACAAGAAAAAAUGUGCGCACUUUCCUAAAAUAAUUCACGUAUAAGAAAUAGAAUCGGCAUCAAAAUAAUUAAGAUACUUUUUAUAGUAGAUGAUUUUUAAAAAUUUUAUUCUUUAUGAAAGAUAUGUUGAUAAUAAUUUUUAAAACAUUAAAUGCACAUUUAUCAUAGGAGAAUUGUGUAAACUAUUUAAUAGAAAAUUUAACAUAUUUUAAUAAUUAUUAUCUUCAAUGUGGAAUAAAUUUUGUAAAAAUUAUCUGUGAAAAGAACAUUCAACUAUUUUGAUGCUGACUGUAUACCUGUGUAUAAGCGGUUAUGAAAUCAGUAAUUUCAUUAAUAAUCGAACAAAAAAGAGAAAAACUGGGGAAUAACAUGGAUAGUAGUGAAGAUUUCGUUAGAUAUGCAUCGUAACUUCGGAGUAUCACCUUUGUGUGUCUUGACUAAUGCUGUACUAACUAAAUGAUUGUUCUAGCAACUAUUAUUAAUUCAGUGGUCCAAAUUUCAUCAGUAAAUAUAGUACAUCAAUAUUUUCCUGAUGUCCUUUUUCUCUUAAAGUACCUAAUAUUGUUAGUUUUUUUCUAUACUCGCAAUACUAAUAAUUAUUGUUAAACUAUUCCAUGAUGCAUGAUUCGGAAUACAUUUACAUAUAUUAAAUCGAAUCAUAGAGUAAGAGAGUCAAUAAAGAAUCGGAAUUUUAGUGAUUGUCAGCAUUGAAGGGUAAAAUUACUUGCUUUUUUUAUAAGUAUAAAAAGUAGUCAGAUAUAUCAAAAUAGGUGAAAAAUAAUUUUAUUGUAGUUUUUUUUUAUUAAGGCUUUUCUUUGGUUACUGUCAGUUAGAUUAGAUUAGAUUUACACUAUUUUGUAAUUUCAAUAAACAUUUGUCACUCCAUAAUAUUACAUUAUUACAUGUACUUAAUCGAUAUCUAAAAAUUUUCGAAAAUGUGCUAACGUGGUAUUUAAACUAUACUAUAAACACAAUGCAAAUUAUGAUUUAAAUUGAUUUCGUCAGAUUUCAUUUAAAUUUAUGAAAAACAUCUAAAAAAUAGACUGUUACGAAAAAUGUUUUGUGAUUGCAAGGUAACUUUGCGUUUGAAAUAAAAAUCUUUCUAAAUGUAAUGGAAUUUGAUGUAGCCCGUAGCAUAUAAAUUAAAUAUGCAUUACAUUCAGUAAAAAUUUUUUAAUAAUUGUCGUGAUAAAGCGAAGUAAUGUUGCAAUUACAGCGCAUUCUAUUUCAUUAUUACUCGUCGAAGGCUCACAACACUACUAUUCACAUAUAAAAUAAGAAAACUGGACAACGAUUUAUUACUUGUGUGAUCAGUGUGCAUUGUUAGUUCAAUUUUUCACUAGUUCAUAUCGAAGGUACGAUCUACAACUAUCGUCCUACCUCUUGCUACGGCUCCGCGAAUCUUUAAUACAUUUCUUUAAAUUAUUAAAGUUGUAUAGCGUUAUUCGUGAGUAAUAUGUAUUCCUAAGACUUCUCUGAGAAUAAGUGUGCAAAGUGAAUGUGAUAUGUGUAAGGUAUGCAAGCAUGUAUCGUGCGAUAUUCAUAUGUGUGUGCGUAAGUGUGCGAAUGGAAGUAAGUACGAAUAUAAAAAUAUUUGCGAGAAACAGACUACCGAUAUAGCAUAUAUGGGAUAAAUAACAAAUGUAAUAAAGAGAUUGCUUUUCGUGAAAUACGCACUUGUAGAUUGAAGAUUUAAGGAGACAAUUAGGGAAGUACGCACGACGGAGUUGGACCCACGACAUAGAGCCAUACUGGGAAAUCAUCGUCGCUUUUUACAUUUUACCAAUUUACUUAUGAUAGCAACACGUUCCGAAAGCCGUUUUCUCCAUAUAGAGCCAUGAUGAUUACGCUUUGAAAAAAAAAAACAAAAACAAAAACAAAAAAAAAAGUGGAAUUCUUUUGUAUAAAACGGUUACAUCUGACGAGAUGGUAUGUACGAACAAAAAUGCACACCAAAGAAAUAAGAUAUUCGUUUUUUAGCAAUGAACACUUUGUUAAAAAAAUUUAUUUUUUAAGUUUCUGCCGAAUGGUCCUUUUGCGAUAUAUAUAUAUAUAUUUAUAACAACUCUCGCGUUGUUCUUCGUGCAGUUUUUCUGCUCGCACUUACAAUUUAAUUCAUAUUCCCGGGAAGUAGGAAGAAGUGAUCGGCUACAACUGAGACUCAUCGGUACUGCCUUUCGAAAAAAAGCUAUGUGAUUGUAGAGAUUAAUAUAUCGUUCGUCGCUGUCGUCAGUUUUUUAAUCUUCAAUGAACGUUUUAUCGCGUAAAACUUUCGCUAUGCUAUCGUUUACAUUUUCCAUAGAAUUUCUAUGCUGUUAAUUUUAUCGAUAACUGUUAGUAUAAAACGCUUAUUGUUACCGAUAAUGUUUAUAGAGAGCUUUUUACGAUAUAUUCUGCGUUUCGAGCGGCUAUUUUUAAAGUUAUUUCAAGAACCAUAAAUCCCGAAGCGGGAAACCAAAAUGUAUAAGCGCUUGAGCGAUUUUGAAUUGUAAAAUAUUGGAAAUUACAUCGAUGAGUCGAUUAGAAGUUCUUAAGUCUCUGAUAAUUUUGGAAAUAACGGAAAUUUUUAUCGUUUACCGUAGGUACGUUUAGUACAAUAUGUAUUGUCAGAAGAAAGCUAAGUUAACUGCGUUGAUCGUUGCACAUUUUGCUGUCGUCAUUGCUACUUUCAUUUAUCUCUAAAUAAGCAUAUUGUCAUUUAUUGCAUUAGAAUGCUCUAAAUGCAUGAAACGCGGAAGCAGAUACAUAAAAUUAGGAAUUGAUAUUUGUAAAAUCGUUCAACGCACACUCUUUCGUUUUCUUUUUGGCGAUGCGUUUUCGAAGCUUCGUUUUAUAACUUCGGAGAGAGUUCAGUAUACAACAUAUAGUAAUUAUCUGAAGUCAAUAUUCUAUUUGUGUGUGAUUUUUUAAAUAAUUCCGAAGAAUAUAUAUUGAUUGGAAGAAAGGUCAAUUCAUUGUUUUAUUUGGAGUAUUGACAAGCAAAUUCAUUAAAACGACAUUCUUGAUACUUUAAUCAUUUCAUUUUCAGGAUGGUUUUAUUUAGGUAGUUUAGAAAUUGUAGGAUUUGCAAAACAACAAUGCGUUAUAUCUGCGUACAGAAUUCAAUCGCCAAGAUUCUACCGUAAGUGUGCAUUGAUGCGAAUUAACUGUACCUGUAUUGAAUGCUGUAUUAGGUAACAACGGGUGUUUUCCCUUUAGCAAGAUAAAUAGGCUUCAUAGAUUGUUACAUAAAUCAUUAUUUACAUAAAUUUGAGGUUAAAUAGUUCGAAUCAUUUUUUCAUUUUUUUUUUUCGGCUUAUAGCAUGCAUGAUUGUUUAGGAUAAUAUUGUGCGGAUUACAUCAAGUGUAUUAUUUAUUUUUAUUCCAUAUGUUAAACGAUUAUUCUGUGUGUUUUAUCAUAUCAGAAACGCUCAAAGAGAGAAUCUUAGCGAAGUAGUUAAGUUUUAGGGAAGAAAAUUUGUUGAUAUCACCGAAAAUUUCUAUACGUAAUUAAAUCUUAUAUUUUUGUAAUUAUCGCAUUGUGCUUACGUUAUAUAAAACCGAUCGAUAUAAUAAAUAUAUAAAUAAAAAUCUAAUUUGCUAGGUAAUGCAUAUCAUCAUGAAAGAAAAAGGUAAAGUCGACGUUGCAAGCAUUGUUGUGCCACAGCUUGUUUCUUACGUCUUUAAUAGAUCUUAGAUUAUUGUGAAUGUUCUUUUAGCCAAUAAAUAUGUAGAGCAAGCAAACUGUAUUUUCACUACAUAAUACGAAAUUAAAAGUAAGCGAACAAGUA
Linepithema humile (Argentine ant) is the source of this 5270-nucleotide messenger RNA. Its product is annotated as probable E3 ubiquitin-protein ligase makorin-1. Gene Ontology annotation, molecular function: ubiquitin protein ligase activity; metal ion binding. Gene Ontology annotation, biological process: protein polyubiquitination. The record is from RefSeq and is a predicted model, not a curated record. Lineage: Eukaryota; Metazoa; Arthropoda; Insecta; Hymenoptera; Formicidae.